CGAAAUGCCGGUAAAAAGUCAGUAGUUUUUGCAUUCUAAAGCCGUGUCAACAUGUCGCGUAUCGUUCUCCCCCUCGUCCUGUGCCUGGCAAUGGCCGUGCAGGCCGAUUUCCCCAAUGAUCCGAAGCCGUGCAAAUACGGAGACACAGAAUGUUUUGUGAAGUUUUGCAACAGGCUAAUAACGGAGAAGGCAACCGAAGGGGAUGACAGCCUGAACCUGGUCCAGCUGGAUCCUUUGGCGGUGGAUAGGAUGGUCCUCAAGCAGGGCGACGAUAGGAGCCCAGUGAGGAUAGAUCUUACGUUUACGAACAACAAACUGUUUGGCAAUAAGUAUCUGCGCUUCAAAAAGAUCAGAGGAUUCGGCAAGGAAAUCGCCACGAAACACGAAAUGAUAAUGACCUCUAAGGUGUACUCCCUGGUGGGUGAAUACUCCAUCAAGGGCCAGGUCCUGGUCCUGCCUAUAAGCGGCUCCGGCCACAGCAACAUGACGUUGAUUGGAACGGAUUUGAAAGUCACUUUCACCGGCAAGCCGGUGGAAAAGAAUGGAGAGAUUUACAUGGAAGCCACCGAUUUGCAGUAUUACUUGAAACCAAAGAGCCAACACUAUCACUUUAGCAAUCUCUUUAACGGUGACAAGAUCCUGGGCGACACAAUGAACACAUUCCUAAACGAGAACGGGGCCGCCAUCUUUAGUGAGACGAAGGAGACAAUCGAGAAAGCUUUUGCCGCGUUAUACCAGCCCCUGAUCACAAGAGUUUUCUCCAAGUAUCCAUAUGCCAAGUAUUUUGCCGCGGAAGAGAGUAGCUAAUGCUUUAAUAUCCAUAGAAAUAAACUUUGCCCUAGUUCGAUUUUAGAUGUCCGAAAUAACACGCAUACUUUGCAAUCAUCAUUAGAUUAAAUGAGUGCUGUAAAUCAGAGUCAUUAAGAUGUUAGAAUAAGUGGAGAACCUAUUCCCAAAGGUUGAUCAUGCAUAUAAUCCAAGCAUUCCGACUCCAGCCUGAAAGUAUGUGGUGCAAGGCUUCUGACAUAGACAUCUUGACCUACAAGGAAAUAUUGCAUGUACUUUAAUUGCUAGUAUGAUGACCCUACGGUCAGAAAAUGUUGCCUGUUAACAAGUUGUCAGCCUCUUAAUUCAUUAAAUGCAAUUAAAGUACACACUUGAUCAUAAUAAUAGGUACACACAUCUACGUAAACUUUAACAUAACAGAAAACGGUUUUAUGCAAUAUAUUAAACUUAAAAUUAGUUCUCAAUUAUUCCUUAAGUAUCUGUUUUCAAUCAAAUAAACUUGAUUAUAUUAUAAGAUAA
Messenger RNA from Drosophila miranda, 1305 nucleotides. RefSeq names its product protein takeout. Lineage: Eukaryota; Metazoa; Arthropoda; Insecta; Diptera; Drosophilidae. The record is from RefSeq and is a predicted model, not a curated record. The coding region runs from base 52 to 807 and encodes 251 amino acids. The transcript is spliced from 4 exons.